AUGGCAGGAAAUCAAAAGAAUAAUAAUAAUAAUGAUAAACAAGGUUAUGAUAGAAGACAAGAACAGAAACAAAAGACUGGUGUAGCUUCAAAGAUUGGUUGGUUCGGUGGUGAUAAGAAACCAACAACAACAACAACAACUACAACAAACAACAACAAUAAUAAUAACAAGAAUAAUAACAAUAGUAAUAAGAGAGAUAAUAAUAAUAAUUUUAAUAAAAAGAAUCAAUAUAAUAAGAAUGAAAAGAUUGUAGUUAAAAAAGAAAAACAAGAAGAAAAAGUUGUUAAGAAGGAAAAUGUUACUCUCGAUAGCACCGUUAAAAUUGAAAAGAUUCCAGAUGUACCUGUCAUUCAACCAAUCAUUAAUACCACUAACGAUGAAUUGAAACAAAUUUAUACAAGAGCGGCUACCCUAUAUACUGAAAGAUGUAAAUCUUAUUUGGAUGAAUUUAGAAAAAGAGCAAAUAGAGAUGAUCAAUGGAGAGAGAAACUUCAACAUACUGGUACAGCAACUGAUAGAACCUCUUCUAUUUCACUUUUGGUUAGACAGGCACCAAUGUUCAGAUUGGCAAGUCUCGACAUUCUCUUGCAAUUGGUUCAAAAGAAAUCACAACGUGAACGUGAGUUAUCAUUGACCACAUUGAAAGAUCUCUUUUUAAGUACAUUGUUACCAAAUAACAAAUUAAAGAGAUUCAUUGAUAGACAACCAUUUGAUAAGGAUGUAAAGGAUGACGAUUUAGUUCAAUGGUUCUUUGAGGAUCUCUUGAAAUCACGUUACACUCUGUUCAUUCAGAUCCUUGAGAAGUUGUCGCGUGACUCUGUUACGCUGGUACGUCAGAAAACCAUUCGUAUUCUUCAUGGUCUGUUGAUGAAGAAACCGGAGCAGGAGGACGUUCUUCUUACGCUGUUGGUUAACAAGCUCGGUGACAACGACCGUAAGAACGCUUCGAUUGUGCCGGAGCUGCUGGAAGAGAUCAUCUACGUUCACCCCGGAAUGAAGCCGGUGGUGAUUCGUGAGGUCGAGCAAUUCCUCUAUCGUUCGAACAUCUCGCAUCUCUCACAGUUCAACGCGAUGCGAUUCUACCUCGCCAUACCACUCGAUGACAUCAAAGACAAAGAGGUCUCCUCCAAGUUGAUCUCUAUCUAUCUGGCGUUCUUCAAUGUUCUGGUGACCAAGCGUCAAGUGAAUUCCACCAUUAUCACACUGAUUCUUCGUGGUAUCCGUAAAGCAAUGGAGGUCUCAAAGAUUCCAAUCUCCAACUUUGAAGAUCAAUUGGAUUCCAUCUUUAUGAUUUCUCAUCACGCUUCACUAAACAAAGCAAUCAUGACACUUGCACUCAUCUAUGAAAUGAAAAAGACAAAUCAAAAUAUUACAGAUAGAUAUUAUAGAGCACUUUAUGAAUUAUUGGCAAGAAAAGAAUUCAUUGGUCAAUUCGAUCAGACUCCAUUGAUCAAUUUGAUUUUUAAAUCGAUCAAGAACGAUACCAAUCUCACUAGAUCCAAAGCAAUGAUUAAGAGAGCACUGCAAUAUGCUAGUAUCCAAAAGACCUCGUUCAUUGUAGGUGUUUUGUUGAUGAUUUCCACUCUCAUUCAACAGGUUCCAAAGCUUGGUGAUAUUAUCUCCACUCCAGAGGCAGAGUUGAACAGUACUGUUAAAGUCAAUAAAUCACAAGAUAAUAACAACAACAACAACACAAAGAAAUCAGAAAAGAAGAAAAAUAAGAAAGAAGAAAAGACAACAACAACUGAAGAAUCUGAAACUACUACCGCCGCUACCACCGAAGAAAAGGAAAACGUUGAAAACAAAAUAGAGUAUGAUGCAAUCAAACGUGAUCCACAGUUUUCUCAUGCAGAUACCACAUGUUUAUGGGAGUUAAUGGUUUUCAAAGAUCAUUUCAAUCCAUCCGUCCAAAUUUUCGCUGAUACUUUGUUGAACAAGCAACCAAUUCAAUUCAAAGGAAAUCCAUCUUUAACCUUUACUUUGCCUGCUUUCUUAGAGAAAUUUGUCGUUUCCAAUCCAUCAAAUAAGAUUAGAUCAACUGGUGAACUUAGAAUUACAGAUGCAAGCAAGAAUGUCAUUAAUCAAUUCCAAGACAGUCUUGAUAAAUAUCUUGAAGAAUACUACAGUGAAACAUCAAAGGUUAAGAUGCCAGGUCAAAAUACACAUAGAUCUGGUUUUGCUGUUGAUGAUGAUGAAUUGGAUCUUGCUUUGGCAGGUGGUAUGAUGCCAGGUGAAAAAGAUGAAAUGGCUCAAUUUGAAGGAAUGCAAGAUGAUGAUGACGAUGAUGAUGAUUUGGAUGGAGAAUAUAGUUAUUCAGAUUUGGAGGAAGAUGAUUUCAAUGAAGAUGAAGAUACUUUUGCAGGUGCUACCAAGAAGAAACAAAAGAAGGCAGGAUCAUCGUUUGAAGAUGAUGAAGAUGCCAUUGACGGAGAAGAUGACGGAGAGGUAGUUGAUGAUGACGAUGAAGAUUUUGGUGAAGAUGGACUCAUACAACCAGACUUUGGUGAGGAAGAUGAAGAUGAAGAAGUAGAUGAUGAAGCUUUGGAUGGUGAGGAUGAUGAACUUGUUCAACCAGAUUUCGGUGAUGAAGACGAUUUAGAUGAGGAAGAUGAUGGUGAACUACCAGAUUUGGGAGAAGACGAUUUGUUGGAUGCCGAUUUCGACGAGAUGGAUGGAAAGAAAAAGAAGAAAUCUUCUUCCUCUUUUAUGGAUGCCGACGAAUUCGAAAAGAUGCUCGAAGAAUUCAAGCCAUCAGAUGUUGGUAAAUGGGAUAAUAGAAAUAGCAAGAAAAAGGGUGCUGCCAACAAACAAGCACCAAAAGGAAAGAAAUCUCAAGAUAAAAAGAGAAAGAGAUAA
Messenger RNA from Heterostelium album PN500, 2856 nucleotides. RefSeq names its product CAATT-binding protein. Bases 1 to 2856 code for a protein of 951 amino acids. Gene Ontology annotation, cellular component: nucleus. Lineage: Eukaryota; Evosea; Eumycetozoa; Acytosteliales; Acytosteliaceae. The transcript has 6 exons. The record is from RefSeq and is a predicted model, not a curated record.